AGCCUAUGCAAUUACCAUCCACAAGUGUCAGGGUCUGUCAUUAGACUGUGCCAUAGUAGACCUGUCUGAGGAGGUAUUCAGUGAUGGAAUGGCAUAUGUGGCUCUAUCCAGGGUUAGGUCACUAGAUGGUCUGUUCCUAACAGCCUUUGAUCCCCAGUCCAUCAGUGUUAGUGUGAGUUCCCUGGGGGAAGUAAACCGCCUCAGAAAAACCCAUAGACCUGAUCUUCCUCUGUAUGAUAUACCACACAUCUCUAAAAGAAAGAGGAAGCUCACUGGUCUAGACAAAACUGUUUCCCCAAGUGUAAAAAAGGUCAAGGUGAAUCCCUCAUCUGCAAGGGAUAAUGAGGACUGUGUUAUUACAGGUACAGAAACACCUGCUGCUACUCCUUUCAAUUUCCACUCUGUAGAUGUACAGUGGCAGCAAAGUGCAUGCCAAGAGCUGGGCCUCCAAUAUUGUACACAAACACCAGUAAGACCAGGAGGACCCGCUGUCCCCCUCACACGUCCAGACAUGCGUAGUGUGAGACGCGUACAGGGAGAUGGUAACUGCCUCUUUCGAGCAUUUUCUUACAUUCUGACAGGGUCUCCAGAUCAGCAUAUUGGUGUACGACAUGCUAUCCUUGACCACAUGACAAAUAAUGCCCAAUAUUUCCAUGCACACUGUUAGAGGUGAAUGUCUGCACACUGACAAUUGUGUUGUAUGCCAACAGUAGUGAGUAAUCCCUCAGGAGACUGGUCUUAGCUCUGACAGAAUAUUAUCCUCCUCCCUUGAGGAGUGCACUCUACAGUCAGUAUAGCUAUGCCUGUCGGGGUACUACUACAUUGAAGCUACACACUACUCACCUAAACAUAAGUGAACAUAACUAUUGUAUGCAGUAUAUCAGCACCCUUCCUACAUGCACCUUCACAUAGUAUUCUGAACAAGGUGGUUACUAUUUAUAGGCUCCUCCUUUCUUACAACUACAUAUAUAUUAUCUGGUUUUCCCCUGGGAAGCUUUCUACCUCUGCAGGUCUUUAAAGGCUGUGAUCUUCUGUCUAAGGGGCACUGGUGUCUCAACCUAGCUGACAUGUCAGAGGAAGGAGAUCACUGUACCAGGCUUAUCAGGGGCCUUAGCAGGUGCUGUGCACUUGUCAGACCUGGACCCUACAAGCUUCUACUACACAUCCACUAUAUACGCUCUUUGGCCUCCACCUUUGACUUCAGCUGGGUAGACCUCUUCAAAAGAGCCAACAAUGUUCAACAUUUCCACUAGUAAUUAUGUUGAUGUAUCACUUGCGCAUGCGCCCACUACUGUCACAACCUCUACUGUGAUAAUUAUGUUGUGAAUAAUGUAUCUUACAUACUCUAUGACAAGUAACCAUACAUUUUUUAUACAGAGC
This is a messenger RNA of Geodia barretti, 1380 nucleotides long. Lineage: Eukaryota; Metazoa; Porifera; Demospongiae; Tetractinellida; Geodiidae. The record is from the annotation of a GenBank genome assembly.